Messenger RNA from Monodelphis domestica (gray short-tailed opossum), 5331 nucleotides. The record is from RefSeq and is a predicted model, not a curated record. NCBI's taxonomy places the organism in Eukaryota, Metazoa, Chordata, Mammalia, Didelphimorphia, Didelphidae.
CUUCAGGGAGAACUCUUGUUUUUGUCUGGGGUUUCCUAGCACAGAGCAGGAGAAACACAUUUUUUCCCAUCUUCCUGGAUUAGGGAUUACGUGGGGCUCUGCUAUAGACCCACCAGGAAAGUUUCUGGUCCAGUUGGAGAAUUUUUCCACAAAGGGUGAUUUCUCUGAUGUAUAAAGUGGAAAUUUAGGGGGGAUGCUUUCUUGUUCCUAACAAUUAAGAUUCAUCACAGCUACCUCUAGGAAUUGCAGGACAGUUUAUGUGAACUUCACGACUCAGGAGCAGCAGUGCAGGCAGGACCUUUGGACUUUUCACUCUAUGAUCUAUAGCCUGGGGAGAAGUUGUAUAUCAAAACUUUUUCAUGAACUAGCAGGACUCAGCCUGCUUGGGAAGUUUCAUAACAAGUGUUACUGAUCACUCUAACUGCCAUCAAAAUUGAAGAAAAGGACUCUUGGAUUCAUUGUUCCCAUGUAAAACUGGUACCAUUUACUGACACUUAAUAACUAUUUUUAUUAUUACUUAUAGAUUUAAAGGUAACCUAAGUUCACUUAUUUGAAAAUGUUACUUUCAUUUAGUGUUAUUUGGUUUUCAGCAUUAUCUAUUAUAUUCUCUUUUGUUCCCUCUUCUCAUGACUGGACUAAUGAUAACACUAUCAUUAGAGUUCAUAGACAAAUAGGUAGUAUUAUUCACCAAAGUAAGGCCAUUGGGUCAUAUAGGUGCUGGGUCUGUCACCAGCUCCAUCAGAGCUCUGCUAUAUCAUGGGCAACAAUUCCUGUCCAUAUUAAUGAAACAUUACCACAACUUGCACUUGAGGAGAGUAGUUAUAGAUUGCUAGAUAAGCCAUUUGCCCCUUUUGCUUUUGUUAUAUGUGGCAUUAUUAGUGACAAGUGGAGUCCAUCUGAGUACUCACAACCAGUAUCAGUAGCUUUCAAGAAACUCAAGGACUUCCAAGUUUCAGUAAAAUUUAAUAUGUCCUCUAGAGUAACUUUCAGGUAUUGGAUUUCCCCAAUCCCACUCACUAAACUUUUGCCCACUUUUGACUUGUGUGUUAAGAGAGAUAAGGGCCUAAUGAGUAUUAGAUAUAUGGGAGAUAAUGUAAAGUGUAACCUCACUCUUCCAUUUUCUGAAAAGACAUUUGUCUGUGCUAAGACCCAGCUCUCUAGACCUGGGGAUGGAUCAUCUGAAAAUGUAACUUUUGCAACUGUUACUGUCCCAUCACCAAUAUUCCCAGAAUUCCCAUGGGGUUUGGUGACUCCAGGACAAUUCUACAUCUGUAACUCAUCAGCUUAUUCUUCCCUUCCCCCAGGGUGGUAUGGAACUUGUGGUUUAGCUUACGUGAUCCCCUCAAUAUUAGUUCAUAAUUAUAAUAGAGAUCAAAUGGAAAAACCAACUGCUAGAAAUCUAGGUGCAUGGUGGCAUGCACAAAACAAGAGGUCUGUACCUAAUUCAGUGGGCCCUUCCUCUGCGGUACAGAGAUUCUUUUGGUCUAUUGUGCCAUCAUUUGGAAUGGUAGCAGUAUUGGAUUCAGUUAGGAACAUCUCUGCUGAGGUUGCAAGACUGGUUCAGGACAGAGAACAAUCCUUUACUGAACUAUCUAGUGUUCUUUCUUCGAUACAGAAAAAUAUUAAAUACUUAGCAAGCUUAGUUUUCUACAACCGCUUGAUUUUAGACAGGUUCAAAGCUGCUUCAAGGAGGACCUAUUCCUUUAUUAAUAAAUCUUGUUGCCCUUGCACAAACAGGACAGGGGAAUUGUUCCAAAUGUCCAUGGGCUCCAGAAACAAUGAAUGACAGCAAAUCCAAAGAGACCCAUGUGAUGUCAGGUGGUUUAUGGUGGAACCUCUUUUGACAGGGAACUGGAUUGCUAGUAACUCUGGUCAAAUGGGCCCUUUUCAUUCUAGGGUUUAAUUAUCCUUUUCAGACUUUGCCUUUACUGUUGUAAUAAAGCCUUUAACAAACUUUUACCAAGGAAGAAACUUAUGACAGUAUAUACUGAGAAUAAUAACCAUAUUAAAUAUCUUAUGUGCUCAACUAAUAAGUAACCAAUCUAUUUUUCUAGAACACAUGUAAUUAGUUGUUACCAUGUCAGAUAUGUUUGUGAAAUUAUUUAUGAUGAAUCUUUUUUUGCUAUGCUAUUUUAUGAAUGGUUUUUGGGUUGUGAUUAUGGAAUUACAUCUGAUAACUUAGUUCUAACAAGCCUCAGUCAUGGAGAUUGAAUUAAAAAGGUCAGUUUACAAUCUUUGGAAGCUCUAAUAGCUGAAUCCAUCCCAAAGCUUAGACUACUGAAAUCUGUCAUUUUUUUAAACUGAUUCUUUCUCACUGCUAUUUGCAUUUCUCCUUGUCUGUACCAUGUGAAUUUCAAAACUACUCAACCCUAUUCAGACUAUUCUUUAGAAGAUGGGAUUUAGCUAUUUCCUGAUCAAUAACAAUAGAGAUACUUCAAAUAACAGAAUCAGGUCUUGGAAACUACAAUCUCCACCCUACUCAGGGUAACAAGAUCAGGAAGGGCUGCAGCAAAACUCAAGAUUUAAUUAUUUGAGAAUAUGGCCUUCAACAGACAUGUGCAAAAAGGAAAGACCUCUGGGCGGUCCUAGGUCAAGCUAGAGCCACCAUUGGCACAUGUGAGAGACAGGAAGUGAGGUAGAGGACAGCUCAGAAGUUCUGGGGACUUCCUGUGUGGAGGGAAGAAGGUGGUGGUUGGAGCCUGGUGCUUGGAGUGGAGGAGCCCAGACUGUUUCUCCAUUUUGGUCAUGUGAGUGAUAGGGACUGAUCUCUUUUUUCUUUGCCUCGGCUAUCCAGGGCCUUGAGCCUUUGGCUCAGCCUAAGCAGAGUGGGUAUUUAAGCCCUAUUUCCUUCUCUCCCCUUUCCCUCUCUCUCUCCCCCUCUAAUACUUUUCUUCCUCCUGUUUGUAAUUAAAACACCAUAAAAAGUUUGACUGCUGACUUGAGUUUUCAUUUAGGAAUUACAGAGCUGAAUUCCUUGGUGACCUUAAAUUAAUAUAUAUCAUUCUUUUAAAGUGAUUUCCAUAUCACAAUCACAACAUCCCCUCUCCUAUUUCUUCUAGGAUAAGGAUGAGGAGAAACAAACAGCUUGCUUUAUCUACAGGCACACACACACAUAUAGGUAUGCCACAAAAAAUGGUGACUCAAAGACAUACACAAAACAUUUUCUGUGGCAGCUAUCCUUUGAGGUGAGGAGCCCAAAGAUGGCACAGAACUUACCCCCACAUGGUGGUCAUCAGGGGACCUGUCGGAAUGACCCAAUAUUGCCCAUGAGCUGUUAAUAGACCUAUAGUUAAAGACCCCAAAAGAAUUCCAGCCAAACAGGUUUUUUUUCAAUUCAGACUUUUAAGAACUCAGAGAGGUGAAAGGGGAUCAGCCUUGCUACCUAAGUUUUCUGAAGCUUGGGAACAAAGCAUUAACCACUGUCUAUGGUGACUGGGAGCAACCUAGAUGCAAUAACUAAAGGCAAUGAUGAUUAGACAUGUAAUUAAGGUUUUGAUUGUUUUAGCAGAGUUCUGACUUGUGUUUUGAAAGGUACUUGAGGAUUUAUUGUUAAAUCUGGGACAAGGAUCAGUCAUGAGGUUUCAGAAGACAAGGUUGUCACCAUGAAGUUUAGUCAUAAAAAUCAACUAUUUGCAAAAAGUGCUGUCAACCAUAUGAUCAUGUAGAGGAUAAGGUCCUUAGUAGAAUCUCAUCUUCCGGAGGGGGAGACUGAGAGGAUACAAAGGUACUGAGCAUGUUCUAAUACUAAGUUGCAAAAUUAGGUAUAUGUCAAAAAAUUAUUUUAUUAAAAAGCUGAUUCUAAAGUUAAAUCCUCAUAGGUUCUUUGUUCUAAGAUCUAUUUUCCAAGACAUUUCAGAGAAAACUUCUACCAGUGACCUGGACCAGGAAAAGUGGAUCUACCAGAGAAACUGCUCUGAGGACUAGCAUGAUUCCAUCCAAUAGAAGAUCUUCCCAGAAAUCAGAUAACUGCAUCAUGAGACUCUGAGUCCCUGAAUAUAACAGACUGGACAGUGGUGGUUAGGUCAUCUAUCCCUUUCAUGUCUCCCUAUUCAUGAGGUUUUUUUGUUUGUUUGUUUGUAAGACACUUGUGCCAGAGAAGGAGCACCCCCUAACAGCUCUCUGUCAAUGAGUCAAUCAAUCAUUUUUUAACAUUAUGUUAAGAAAUACCCAAGCAUUGAAGUUAGACCCUCCAUUAAACAUAUAAGUCCUUAUGUAUUCUGGUGAGUCAAUCCUAAAUGUAUAAAUAUUAUAUCUGGAGUGAUUCACUGGGAAAUCUAGGGGUCAGUCUCCCCAAGAAUCAGAGGGGAAAUUGAUCAUUUUUUUUUCAUAAUACAGAAUUAUUUUUAUUCCUGAGUCCUGAAUUAAGGUUUAGACUUUUGCCUCAUUCCUUUGUUCCUGGGAAAUUUGGAGAUGUGCCCCACCCCAGAUAUUCUCUACUCUAAACAGAGGAAAGAUUCUGAUUGUGUGUGUGUGUGUGUGUGUGUGUGUGUGUGUGUGUGUGUGUGUGUGUGUGUGAAGUCCAUCUAGCUAACCAGCUCAGGCUAUAUGAAUCCACAUGUAGCCCAAAUGAGACCAUCAACUUUUCUUUGGGAAUAAUUGCAGAAGUCAAUUGUAACCAGGUAGAACUUGAUUUCUCUCCUUGGUAGUUGGAGAGCACAAGACAGAUAGUGUCUUCCUGCCAUUCCCUAGAGGAUAAGGGGGAUUUGGGAGUCUCAAAGAACCACCUACCCAUGAUGUCUUAGAUAUCUAGGGGAGGUCUGAGGAAUGAACCCCCUAGUUGUAUAUAUGGAUCCUCACAUGGGAGCAGUGGGUCUUUUGAUUACCAAAUCAUUUGACCAAAUUAAUUUUUCUUGAUUGGCCAAUUAAUAGAUUGAUUUAUUAUCCAAAAGUAUUGUCUUUCAGCUUUUUAAAUUGUCACAGCAUCUAGCUAUUGCUUGUUCUCAUUAGACCAUAUAUGUCUGGGGAAGAAUAUUUGGGUAAGAUCUUUUGGGAAAUAAAUUAAUAAGUUGGAACAUCUCAAGGGAAGACAAUCAAGAUUGUCAGGAGUCCUGGAUGCAAGAUGUAUUCAAGUAUGCAAUGAUUAUCAUAUAAAAAAGGGUCUAGUCUUGGUCUGCUUAAAACCAACAGGGAAACCCAAGUAAUAAAUUAGUGAUGGGCAACCUUUUGAGCUUGGUGAGUCAAAAUUUGCCAAAAAACAAAGCAUAACUUAGGUGGUAUGUCACUUUGAGAAAAAAAAAACACCAUUAUUUCAUGAUAUUUGUAGUUUAAAUAACAAAAAUGUAUAAUUGUAAUAUAUAAUUGUAUUUAAUAAACCAAAAACUAAUUAUUUAA